UCUACUAAACAGCUGCUGGACGGAUAUCAUAACACGCCUUAUAAUAUUUCUUAACCGUCUUUUGUGAAGGGGCACAGCACUGUACUUCCAAAAUGGUGGCCAUCCAGUUGUUCAACGAAAUCGGCAGUAUUUUCCGCAACACCCCUACGUUUGCCCUUGUUUUGGAGAGCCUUUUGGUUAUAACAGUGAUAUGGCUGCUGCUGCACAGGCGAGGAGGAGGUCGUCGCCGCCAGCUGACCAAAGAGGAGGAGGACCGUAUAAUCGCCGACUAUGAACCACAACCCUUGGUGGCGGACACCGAUCCCAAUCAUCCGCUGCUGCGCAACCGCAUCGUCCAGUCGAAAGUGGGCAAGCACAUCAAAGUUGAUGGACACGACUGCCUGAACCUGGGCUCCCACAACUACCUGGGCUUUCUCGAGGACCAGGAUAUUCUGGAGGAGGCCUGUAAGUCGCUGCGCAAGUAUGGCGUAGGAUCUUGCGGACCUCGGGGCUUUUAUGGUACCAUGGAUGUGCACCUGGAUCUGGAGGAUCGAAUUGCCAAGUUCAUGGGUCUUGAGGAGGCAAUUGUGUACUCCUACGGUUUCUCGACGGUGGCCAGUGCCAUCCCAGCGUAUGCCAAGCGUGGCGACAUUAUCUUUGUGGAUGAGGCUGUUAACUUCGCCAUUCAGAAAGGCCUGGAUGCCUCGCGCAGCACAGUCGUGUUCUUUAAGCACAAUGAUGUUCAGGAUCUGGAGCGUCUGCUGAUUGAACAGGAGAAGCGGGACCAGAAGAAUCCCAAAAAGGCGCUCAAGACUCGCCGCUUCCUCGUUGCCGAGGGCAUCUAUUUGAACACCGGCGAGAUUUGUCCCCUACCAGAGUUGGUGGCCCUUCGUCAGAAGUACAAGCUGCGACUGUUUAUCGACGAGAGCAUUUCCUUCGGCACCUUGGGCCAAGGUGGCCACGGAGUUACGGAGCACUUCAAUGUCGAUCGCAACGAGGUCGAUCUUAUAUCGGCCGGAAUGGAGGGAUCCAUGGCCACCAUCGGCGGCUUUUGCGUGGGCUCGCACUUCAUAGCUGAGCACCAGCGACUGUCUGGAUUGGGCUAUAUAUUCUCGGCUUCCCUGCCGCCCAUGCUCACCCAGGCAGCCAUUUCCGCCCUUGAUCGCUUUGAACGGGAACCGAAGAUCUUCGAGCAACUGCAGGCCAAGUCUAAGUCCCUGCAUCAGAGGUUUUCGCGCUUCAGCAAGCUGACCCUGCGGGGAAACGAAGUGUCGCCUGUGAAGCACUUGUAUUUGGCGCAGCCUGCCGAAAACUUUGAUAAGGAACUGAAACUGCUCACCGAGCUGGCCGAUAAGUGCAUUGCUCGAGGCGUGGCCGUGGUGCAGGCCGCCUAUCUGCAGAACAGGGAACGACAGCCGGUGCGUCCCAGUAUUCGCAUUGCCGUCAAUCGUUUGCUGGAAGAUGCGGACAUAUCCACCGCGUUCGAGGUCAUCGAGAGUGUUUCCUGCUCCGUCCUUUAAGCCUUCCCGUGAGAAAGGAAAAAGGUUUACCGACAAGGGGCUUGCUAAGUUUUGAGGCCUGCUGGCUCUAUCCCUUUUACAAUCGCUUGCUGGCGACCGUUCAGUAUGAUUUAUUUAAGCUAAAUGUGAAACCUAGCACGAACGAAACUCUCUGAGUUGCAUUGCACUAAUAAAACUCAAAAUCUCGGAAAAUGUUCAAA
This is a messenger RNA of Drosophila biarmipes, 1699 nucleotides long. It is a transcript of the gene Spt-I, whose product is annotated as serine palmitoyltransferase 1. Gene Ontology annotation, cellular component: endoplasmic reticulum. Gene Ontology annotation, molecular function: pyridoxal phosphate binding; serine C-palmitoyltransferase activity. Bases 93 to 1499 code for a protein of 468 amino acids. The transcript is spliced from 6 exons. NCBI's taxonomy places the organism in Eukaryota, Metazoa, Arthropoda, Insecta, Diptera, Drosophilidae. The record is from RefSeq and is a predicted model, not a curated record. Gene Ontology annotation, biological process: sphingosine biosynthetic process; ceramide biosynthetic process.